Molecule: messenger RNA, 1762 nt
Organism: Pocillopora verrucosa
Lineage: Eukaryota; Metazoa; Cnidaria; Anthozoa; Scleractinia; Pocilloporidae
Source: RefSeq, a predicted model, not a curated record
AUGUCGAAGUAUCCGCAACGAGCCCUGGCUGAGAGAAAUAGGACAGUACAGAUGAAAAAUAGCAUGGAGGACAAGAUUCUUCGACAAAAACUCGAGUCUUUCUCGCGAGAAAGAGGCUACAUUGACAGAGAGUUGCGUAGGAUAUCGUUGGCGAGGGAAAGCUUGGUCGAAAGCCUCGACCGAUACACCAAGCAGUCUAAAUUGAUGACGAAGCGUUUGAGCUUGCCAUGUUUAGUUGAUGAGAGGAGAAAAGAUGGCCUCGCGGAUCCGAUUGGGGGUUUACGUCGACAUACUGUUGACAUAGUUGAAGAUUUUCAGAGACCUUUCGCAGAAUGCAAACAACCCCUGAAGCCGCUGGGAUGUAUUCAAGAGCCAGCGCCGGAUUCAAAGAAAGUUGCCACAACACCCAGUAAUAAGGUGGGUAUUCCUUCCGAACAUAAAAACCGCGCACCAAGUCCACUCCUUAUAACAAGCAUGGAAACCUCACGAGAUAUUUUAGAAUUCCGUUGCACAAGCCCUGUAACCGCCUCCUUGAUUCAGUCUGGCAUUAUCCCUGCUCAAGAGAGGCCGAUGCUUCAUUCUCGUCAGACCAGCUCCAACGAAACCCCCAUUCGUCUUCCUAAGAUACCCGGCACUCCCGCAAGGAAGAUUUCUACGGGUCAGGCAAACCCGCGGGAUGGAAUGCUGGCCACAAACCUGAAAAGCAAGUUCCGUCAGAUCGGAUCAAUUGUAAUGGCGACUGCGAUUUUAAGGGUUGCAAACGAAAGGCGGAAGGAGGAAGUUGGUAAAAAAUAACCUUGCUGAAGGUAUGGACUGAGACGCCGGUAAAGAUGCGAUCAGUAUUAGUUACAGUAUUCAGGAUUCAGAAACGGCGUAUUAUUUUGAAUGGUACAAUCUCCAGGUGCUUUUAUUAAAGCGAAAUCUAAGCCGACUAAUCAUUCCCCGAACUUUCUAAACUGGGUGUUAAACAUGGUCGCUCUUUCCGCCCCAUGGAUCUAAGGCCUAAAAUCUAGGUUGGGCGUUGCGCUGUUUUCUUAAAAUGCAAUCAAAGGGAUGUAUACCAACAAGAAAUCAGACUUUGAGAAUUCCCUCUUUGUCGGCGUAAUCCGUCGCGCGAACCAAAAGAUAUCGGUAGCAAUUAUACUUCGUCCUGGAAGCCAUGCGCGCGGUACGCUUCCCAGAGUUCACGAAGCGCCGAAAUAUCUCCUUCACCGAUUUCUAGUGACUCGUGCGAGGUGAUAGAGGGUCGGUCCAUGGACUAAAAAUGAGCCUUCUUAAACUGCUUUUCCAAAGGUUUAAAGACGCUCCUAAUAUGCGAUCUUGAGUCUAACUUCUACGCCAUUUUAAACUCCAAUACUUUUUCCUGACUGGAAGCCUCUGAGUGAAACGAAUGCGAACGUCUCUUACAGGUAAAAAGUCAAUAUGUACUUUUAAUAGGCGACAGAUCUCGACUGCACAAACACCCAUUUUUUUCUUAAUUUAUACAAUAUAAAUAACGACACAAACAUGUGAAGUAUGACAUUCAUCGUCAAUACACCAAAGAGUUUGGCACAAUACUAUUCUAAACUGUCAAACAAUGCAUUUAUACAUGUGUUAAGUAGAACCUUUGCAAAACAGACAGCAACAACUUCACGUAUUUACAAAGUUAGGCGGCCAAAUUAUUUACAACAGUGAAAUAUAUAUGUAGCAUUCUUUGGGUUGUACAACUUGUAUGUGGUCUUGCAUUCGACUCGUUUACUGAAAAAUGAAAUGUGAAAUACAA